AAAAAAAAUAAAAUUUAAAAAAAAAAAAAAAGAAAAGAAAGCAGGGCACACUUCCCAAGAGAAAUUCAAUUCCAAUAAGACCCACAAUGCAAAUAAACGUAUGCAUGUGUCAGCUUUGUAAAAGUGUUUAGCCAAACAGUACUCUCUCCAUGCCUGCUGUACUCUGAUAUUUUAAAAUCUGUUUCAUUUUAUUUUAAUGUUGGUUGUGAACCGAUUAAACUUGCUGGGUAGAGACGCACAAUUUGAAAUAAAACCUUAAAGCUUGUAUACCCUUAAAAAAAGUUGGCAGCUACAUUAUUGUUGUUGUAAAUUCUCACCCAAGCAUUUUAUCAAUAAUGAAUGGUUUUGUUCUUAUUUGCAUGAUAAGUUGAGCUUUGGGGUUCCUUCAUCAGUCUAAUUUCCAUGUGGGUAAAUAACGUUCUGUCAAAAGCAUCAUAAGCGAAUGCAGGAAGAAUUCAGCCGAAAACUAGGCACGGGUCCUAUUUCACCCUGGUUUCCCUCUUUUAAACCAGGUAGUUCCAAUUUGCCAGCAAAAUGAGUACAGAAAGAGACUCAGAAACAACGUUUGAUGAGGAUUCUCAGCCUAAUGAUGAAGUGGUUCCCUACAGUGAUGAUGAAACAGAAGAUGAGCUUGAUGACCAGGAACCUGCGGUGGAACCACAGCAGAAUCGGGUUAACAAGGAAGCGGAGGAAACCCGGGAGCCGUUCAAAAAAGACUGUACAUGGCAAGUCAAAGCCAAUGAUCGGCGCUUCCAUGAACAACCUCAGUUUAUGAACACAGUAUUCUUUUGCAUUAAGGAGAGCAAAUAUGCGAAUAAUGCAAUUAAAACAUACAAGUACAAUGCGUUGACCUUUCUACCAAUGAAUUUGUUUGAGCAAUUUAAGAGAGCGGCCAAUUUCUAUUUCCUGGUCCUUCUCAUCUUACAGGCAAUCCCUCAAAUCUCGACCCUGGCAUGGUACACCACGCUGGUGCCCUUGCUUGUGGUACUGGGUGUCACGGCCAUCAAAGACCUCGUGGAUGACGUGGCGCGCCAUAAAAUGGACAAGGAAGUCAACAACAGGACGUGUGAGGUCGUUAAGGACGGCAGGUUCAAAGUUGCCAAGUGGAAAGACAUUCAAGUCGGAGAUGUCAUUCGCCUGAAAAAAAAUGACUUCAUCCCAGCUGACAUCCUGCUGCUGUCGAGCUCUGAACCUAACAGCCUCUGCUAUGUGGAAACGGCCGAACUGGAUGGAGAAACCAACUUAAAGUUCAAAAUGGCACUUGAAGUCACACACCAAUAUCUCCAAGAAGAGAAUUCAUUGGCAGCAUUUGAUGGUUUUAUUGAAUGUGAGGAACCGAAUAACCGGCUAGAUAAGUUCACAGGAACACUAUUUUGGAAAAACACAAGUUUUCCUUUGGACGCUGAUAAAAUUUUGUUACGUGGUUGUGUCAUCAGGAACACCGAUUUCUGCCAUGGAUUGGUCAUUUUUGCAGGUGCUGACUCUAAAAUAAUGAAGAAUAGUGGGAAAACCAGAUUUAAAAGAACUAAAAUUGAUUACUUGAUGAACUACAUGGUCUAUACGAUCUUUGUUGUUCUCAUCUUGCUUUCUGCGGGUCUUGCCAUCGGCCACGCUUACUGGGAAGCUCAAGUUGGCAAUUUUUCCUGGUACCUCUAUGAUGGAGAAGACUCUUCGCCCUCCUACCGUGGAUUCCUAAAUUUCUGGGGCUACAUCAUUGUUCUCAACACCCUGGUGCCCAUCUCUCUCUAUGUCAGUGUGGAGGUGAUUCGUCUUGGCCAGAGUUACUUCAUCAACUGGGACCUGCAGAUGUACUAUCCUGAGAAGGACACGCCCGCAAAGGCGAGAACCACCACGCUGAAUGAGCAGCUCGGGCAGAUCCAUUACAUCUUCUCGGACAAGACGGGGACCCUCACGCAGAACGUCAUGACCUUUAAGAAGUGCUGCAUCAACGGGCAGAUUUACGGAGACCAUCGAGAUGCUUCUCAGAACAGUCACAGCAAAAUAGAGCCAGUGGAUUUCAGCUGGAAUGCGUUCGCCGAUGGGAAGCUUGCGUUUUACGACCAUUAUCUCAUUGAGCAAAUCCAGUCGGGGAAGGAGCCGGAGGUGCAGCACUUCUUCUUCCUGCUGGCAGUCUGCCACACGGUCAUGGCGGACAGGCUCGACGGUCAGCUCAACUACCAGGCGGCCUCUCCUGACGAGGGUGCUCUCGUAAGCGCCGCCAGGAACUUCGGCUUUGUCUUCCUCGCCAGGACCCAGAACACGAUCACCAUCAGUGAGCUGGGCACAGAGAGGACCUACCGUGUUCUCGCCCUUUUAGACUUCAACAGUGACCGGAAGCGGAUGUCUAUAAUUGUAAGAACCCCGGAAGGCAAUAUCAGGCUUUACUGUAAGGGUGCUGACAUUGUGAUUUAUGAACGGUUACAUCGAACGAAUCCUACGAAACAAGAAACGCAGGAUGCCCUGGAUAUCUUUGCAAGUGAGACUCUUAGAACACUGUGCCUUUGCUAUAAGGAAAUUGAAGAAAAAGAAUUUGAAGAAUGGAAUAAAAAGUUUAUGGCUGCCAGUACAGCCUCAACCAACCGGGACGAAGCUCUGGAUAAAGUAUAUGAGGAGAUUGAAAAAGAUUUAAUUCUAUUAGGAGCAACAGCUAUUGAAGACAAGCUACAAGAUGGAGUCCCAGAAACCAUUUCAAAACUUUCAAAAGCUGACAUUAAGAUCUGGGUGCUCACUGGAGACAAAAAGGAAACUGCUGAAAAUAUAGGAUUUGCCUGUGAACUUCUUACUGAAGAUACCACUAUCUGCUACGGGGAAGAUAUCAGCGCUCUUCUUCAUACAAGGAUGGAAAACCAGAGGAACAGAGGGGGAGUCUAUGCAAAAUUUGUACCCCAAGUGUACGAACCGUUUUUUCCGUCUGGUGGGAACCGUGCCUUGAUAAUCACUGGCUCUUGGUUGAAUGAAAUCCUUCUGGAGAAGAAGUCCAAGAGAAGCAGGAUUCUGAAGCUGAAGCUCCCCAGGACGGAAGAGGAGCGGCGCCUGCGGACUCAGAGCAUGAGGAAGCGGGAGGUGACGAAGGAGCGGCAGCAGCAGAACUUCGUGGACCUGGCCUGUGAGUGCAGCGCCGUCAUCUGCUGCCGCGUCACCCCCAAGCAGAAGGCCAUGGUGGUGGACCUGGUGAAGCGCUACAAGAAGGCCAUCACGCUGGCCAUCGGGGACGGCGCCAACGACGUCAACAUGAUCAAAAAGUUUCUUCCUCCUCCUCCUUGAUAUACACUAAGAAUAUUCCAACUUUAUCUUCCUCAGCAGGAGUCGGCUCUGUGAUGUACGUCUUCUUGCUUCUUUACCAUGUGUAUGUCUGUGGCCUCUACCAGUUUAAUUUCUCCGCAGUUCUGCACACGCGCAUCCUGCCGUGCGAAUGGCAUUUCUUGCUCUGAAUCAGAUGUUCUUUCCUCUGCAGCCAGUUCUAGUUUAUUUUCCAUUACGUACCUUAACAUAAAUGCCUCUGCCAAAAAAGCAAGUAACUCAAACAUGAUUUUUCUUCAGUUAUAACAAAGACUUCUAGAUACUGGAGAAAGGGCAGUCCCUUACAGACUUACCAUCUGACUAUGUGAGAGACUUGAAGACUCCCUUGUUGCUCUGGGCUCACUGGUUGAUAGCAAAAGGGAUCACAGAGAGUCAGCAUACAUGAAUCGCCUAGAGACUGUUUUUUCUUAAGUGGUCUUAAGCAUUUUAUUAAGCUGUGUUAUAUGGUAGAUGCUUUUAUAUAUAAUGUAGGAGGCAUCCUUUGGGGAUGAAAAUCAGAGAAUCCCAGGUCUCCUUGGAAGAACGUAGCUUAAUCCAAGUAUUGUUAAGCACCUUUUGAACUUUGUGAAAACUGUUGUUUUACCUGCAUCAGGAGUAAUACACAGAAAUCGUUGUUUAUGAAGCACAGUGGGAUCUGUGUCUAAAAAACUCUGACCAUUUCCUAACUUGUUUCAUGGUUACUGGUGUAGUCCAGUAGACGUGGAGGGAGUUGCAGUGCACCAGUUUGCCCCUAGCAGGGACCCAGGGGCCCUCGGAGGCUGCCCUCUCCCUCCUCUGGGCCUGAAGACGGCUGGUAGGUGGGGUUUUACUUGGCCGAAACCCUGAGAAUGAACAAGAGGCAUUCAAGUGGCAGGAAGAAACUAUCAGUUUGUUAGGGAAUUGUGAAGCAAUCUACUUGGAAGGCAUUUAAAACCACAUCUGAAACUUCAGGAAAAUCUAGGUGUCUAUAUUUAGAUUUCAGGAAAACACAAGCAGUGUGGUCUUAUGAAGUCCAUCUGUUUAGCUGCCUUGAGUCACCCUGUGAACUGGGGCAGUGUCCGCUUCACAUACUGUCCUUGGUCUGCAGCGCAGAGGCUGGCCUGCAUGUCACGGCCUAGCACAGGGGCUGGUGCUCAGGGGCUCCUCGCCUCGGCUCUGAAAGAAUCGCAACAUUUCCGUUACUUGCUCAGGAAGGAAGGCCACCAUUUGGUAGGAAAGAGCAGCCUGGCAACCAUGACUGGUCAUUAAGAACUAUUUAUGUGUUUAGAAAGAGGUCAUAAAUAUUGAUCGAGAUGCAGUUUAUUCUAUUUUUUUUUUUUAGAAUUGCAGAGUGUUAUUUAAAAACAUAGGUUUCGGACAAGUCACUGUGUUAGCGUCUUGAAUUUGUCAGACCUUAUAUUCUGCAACUGGGGCAGGGGUUUUGGAGCUUUUAGUUGGAAACUCUGCUGAACUGGCAGACACUUCUCAGGGUCUGAGCAACCGUAGACUGUGUUCUCCAGCACAUGUUCUCAAAAUGAUCUCACUAUUUGUCUUUCAUGACUUUUAAGACCUAGAUCAAACUCAUAAUUCUCUAAGUGGAACAUAUAAUUUAAUGACUAUUGGAAAGAUGGAUAAAACUGGAACUAUUAUUUUUAUCCAUUCUGGAAACCUUCCUCCCCUUAAAACAACUGGCCCCCCCCUCAGGUCUCAGUGGGCCAUGAAUAAGCCUUUGAAAGUUUAAUUGUAUCUAAGUUAAAACACUUUUGAUUGCAAGUCUUAGAGAACAAUUAAAGUUAGCAUACAAGAAAAAGAAACCUAAUUUAAAAAGCUACAAAUAUGUGCUGCUCAAGGAGCCAGGCCUCUGGAUAAUGCUAGAACCAAGAAGCAGUACCAAGAACCCAGAGUCUGUCUCUCUCAUCCUUUCUCUAGGUUACUCUAUUUCUCAGUGCCUCAGAAAGAAGUAUAUCCAUCCCACAACUCAAGAAUUUACAUGCCAACAUUCCAGACCAACACACCCGAAUCCUAAUUCCAAAACACCGAGAGAGAGACUGAGGGAAACAAAUCCCUACGGGUACUCUAAGUGGGAAGUCAUUAAUACAGGGGGCCAGGUGCUCAUAGAAAAUUCUGGAUGGACUGAGGAAGGUUGGUUCUGGGUGGUGUCUCCAAGUCUGGGUCACUUGCCAGAGGAGUUUUUAGAGUUGAGGCUCCUCUGAAGAGCUGUCCUGUCGAGAAGCCCUUGCAGUUGUUUAUCAGCAUCCGGGCAGCUGGAGAAUGGAUAUACAGAGUCUGCUGCAGGAAUGCCAAACAGGAAAGGGAUGCUGGGCUCCCAGCUACUUCUGCUUCCAAGUCACAAGUGGGGCCAAACAAGUGGAACCUAAUUCACGAAGAGGACCUAGCUGCAAGAGAGCCUGAGCAAUGUAGGGGUUUUAUUUGCUUUCCCACCUCUCUAAUUAGAGUAAAAUUUUAGAAUGAAGGAUGAGAGCCAAUUCAUAGUAACUACCACAGAUUGCAUAUCUGCCCACAGCUGACUCAGCUGUGGCCAGGGAGUCAGGGAGAUAUGGUGUAUAAAUGGGUGCCUAGGGCUCACCCUGUGGCUGGGAAGGAUGGCUUAUGAGCUGGGCAGAUAAUCCAAAUGGAAUUCAUCACCCAUUGAGAUCCUUAUACAAAUAUUUAUGGAGGCCCAACCAUAUGCUCUAUAUAGCAACCUGUAUCUGUGACUUUGAGUUCAGAAGCUGAGGGUAGAGGAUUGUGAGCAAUAGCUUUCACAUGUAUUGGUUCAUAAAUGUCAGGUUCGUUUGUUUUUUGUAUUGCCAUAGAAACGUUUUUAUCGUCUCAAUGUUUUGUUUUAAAAUAAGCGUAGGAUUCACAGUAUCUGCUUCCUCACCCCAUAGCUGCCCACAUCGGUGUUGGAAUAAGUGGACAAGAAGGCAUGCAAGCUGUCAUGUCCAGUGACUACUCCUUUGCACAGUUCAGAUACCUGCAG
Molecule: messenger RNA, 6241 nt
Organism: Odocoileus virginianus texanus
Lineage: Eukaryota; Metazoa; Chordata; Mammalia; Artiodactyla; Cervidae
Source: RefSeq, a predicted model, not a curated record